UCUCUCAAUCUCAAUAGCGUUAUAGAAUUGGUUUAUCAGACAAAAUACCGAAUAUCUAACAAAGAGAGAGAGAAGAAGAAUUAGCAGCAGCUAGCAGCAAAUGGGUAUCAAAGAUCUUCUCAGGUUCAUGAAACCCUACAUUGAACCCAUUCACAUCAAGAAAUACGCUGGAAAAAGAGUGGGUAUCGAUGCGUACUCAUGGCUUCACAAAGGAGCUUAUUCAUGUAGUAUGGAGAUAUGUCUAGAUUUAAAUGGCGAUAAAAAGCUGCGAUAUUUAGACUACUUCGUGCACAGAAUCAAUCUUCUUAGACACUAUAAGAUUACGCCAGUUGUUGUUUUUGAUGGGGCAAGCAUUCCUUGUAAAGCUGCAACUGAACAUGAGAGACAGAGGAGAAGAGAAUCUAAUCGUGCAUUGGCCAUGGAAAAGCUUAAGGAAGGGAAUGUUAAUGCUGCUAGUGAGCUCUUCCAGAGAGCAGUGAGCAUCACCCCAGUUAUGGCACGUAAACUGAUUCAGAUAUUGAAAUCAGAAAAUGUAGAAUUUGUAGUAGCUCCAUAUGAAGCAGAUGCACAGUUGGCAUAUUUAUCAAGUCUUGAAGCAGAAGAGGGUGGUAUAGCAGCAGUUAUCACAGAGGAUAGUGAUCUAUUGGCAUACGGUUGCCAAGCUACCAUUUUUAAGAUGGAUCGGUAUGGCAAUGGCGAAGAGAUAGUUUUAGACAAGGUGUUUGAUGUUGUGGCUUGCAAACCUUCAUUCCAAUAUUUUAGUCGAGAAUUGUUUACAGGUAUGUGUGUUUUAGCUGGUUGUGAUUUUCUUCCAUCUGUUCCUGGGAUUGGUAUUGUGAGGGCUCAUUCCUACGUUUCAAAGUAUCGAAGCUUGGAUCGUGUUUUAUCAGUUCUGAAGUUGGAGAAGGGCAAUCAAAUGCCUGAAGAUUAUUGCAAGUCUUUCAAAGAAGCUCUUGCAGUUUUCCAGCAUGCAAGAAUAUAUGAUGCCGAAACCAAGAAACUCAAACACAUGAAACCUCUUUCACAAGAUCUUUUAGCUUCUUUGGAUGAGAAGCUUGAUUUCUUGGGGCCAGAACUUCCUCCUUCAGUAGCAACUGCAAUUGCUGAGGGAAAAUUGAAUCCCAUGAACAUGGAAGCCUUUGAUUAUUUUCCAAGUUCUGAAUGUCAUCUAGGUCUCAUUGUUAUGCAAAAUCCCCGGAAGCCUGAAUUCACUUCGCAUAUAACUGGAGAAAAAGAUAUUGCAGGAAUAGUGACAAAGCAGGAUACAGCUGUUAGUGAAAGGAAGUAUACAAAUGAAGCUCUAGCACUUCAGAAACUAAUUUUACCACAAGAAAUUCAUACAAGAACAGAAAACAAAAUGGUGCCUGAUGAUAUCUCAGUGAAGAUUCCUAAAAACCCAUUUAUGAUACUGUGUUCACCUCCUGAUAGCAGUCCAAAUGAUCUUAGCAAUAAUCUUUCCAAGAAAAGAAAAUUAAAUGAGAAUGAGAUUGACUUGCAUCAGAGAGAGAGCAUUGAUGAACAAGCUUCAGGGAUUACAGAGGUGGGAAAUUCAGAUGUGUUAUAUGUUACUAAGGAAUCCCAGGAAAGUGUGAAUUCCAAGCCCAGAAAGAUUUCUGAUGGGAGAAGCAGAGCUAAAAGUGACAAAUCAAAGAGAAGUAAUAGCAGGAGUGCAGAGAACAAGCAGAACACUAUCUUGAAUUUCUUUUCUCGUGUGUAAUCUUUCAAUCUCUACAUGUAAUUUAUUAUCCAGUUUUGGUAAUCAUUUAGUUCUGUAGAUAAUCCUUUUCUUUGAGGUGCUGGAACAUAGAGGGAAAAUAAACAUUAAAAUAAAAACCUGAACAUAUUUGAAAUUA
Messenger RNA from Manihot esculenta (cassava), 1853 nucleotides. Its product is annotated as exonuclease 1. The transcript has 12 exons. The record is from RefSeq and is a predicted model, not a curated record. Gene Ontology annotation, molecular function: DNA binding; 5'-flap endonuclease activity; metal ion binding. Lineage: Eukaryota; Viridiplantae; Streptophyta; Magnoliopsida; Malpighiales; Euphorbiaceae. Bases 101 to 1717 code for a protein of 538 amino acids.